Messenger RNA from Echinops telfairi (small Madagascar hedgehog), 3456 nucleotides. It is a transcript of the gene BCAN, whose product is annotated as brevican. The coding region runs from base 397 to 3093 and encodes 898 amino acids. Gene Ontology annotation, molecular function: hyaluronic acid binding. NCBI's taxonomy places the organism in Eukaryota, Metazoa, Chordata, Mammalia, Afrosoricida, Tenrecidae. Gene Ontology annotation, biological process: cell adhesion. The record is from RefSeq and is a predicted model, not a curated record. The transcript is spliced from 14 exons.
ACCAUAAACAUGGUGUGUUCCUCCCUGAGGAAGUUAUGCACGGGAAACAAGGAGGACACCUGCCUUUGGCAGGCGGUCAGGACCUGUUAAGUGGAAUUCUGUUUAUCACUGCUGGGGGCUGCUGAGAACCCCUUUGGGGAAGAACUCCCCCAAACCCGUUGCCAGCAGAAUAACUCUGGUCAUCUGACUCUUAACGGGAUCAAGAGCUUUGCCAUCGAUUUUGUUAGCACCGGUAUCACUUACAACCCUUAGCUGAGUCCAGAUAACAGCCAAAAGACCAGCAUGUCCAGUGCCUGUGCCGUCACCGCUAAGUACCGUUGACAAGAGCUUCGUGCACCUUUCAGACUGUGUACGGAGAGGAGCUACAGUAGAUGGAUCCCUCCAUCAGCCUUCAUCAUGGUCCCACUGCUCCUGUCCCUGCUGGCAGCCUUGACCCAGGUCCCUGUGGCCUUCGCUGACGCCCUGGAAAGGGACAGUUCCGAAGACCGGGCCUUCCGAGUACGCAUCGCGGGCGACGAGCCACUGCAGGGCGUGCUCGGCGGCGCCCUCACCAUCCCGUGCCACGUCCACUACCUGAGGCCGCCGCCCAGCCGCCGGGCUGUGCUGGGCUCUCCGCGAGUCAAGUGGACCUUCCUGUCCGGGGGCCGGGAGGCCGAGGUGCUGGUGGCGCGCGGGGUGCGCGUCAAGGUGAGCGAGGCCUACCGGUUCCGCGUGGCGCUGCCCGCCUACCCUGAGUCCCUCACGGAUGUCUCCCUGACGCUGAGCGAACUGCGGCCCAACGACUCGGGCAUCUACCGCUGCGAGGUCCAGCACGGCAUCGAAGACAGCAGCGACGCGGUGGAAGUCAAGGUCAAAGGGGUCGUCUUCCUUUACCGGGAGGGUUCGGCCCGCUAUGCCUUCUCCUUCACUGGGGCCCAGGAGGCCUGCUCCCGCAUCGGGGCCCACAUUGCCACCCCUGAGCAGCUUUACGCCGCCUACCUCGGGGGCUACGAACAGUGUGAUGCCGGCUGGCUGUCGGAUCAGACCGUCAGGUAUCCUAUCCAGACCCCCCGAGAGGCCUGUUAUGGAGACAUGGACGGCUUCCCUGGGGUGCGGAACUAUGGGGUAGUGGACCCGGAUGACCUCUAUGAUGUCUACUGUUAUGCUGAAGACCUAAAUGGAGAGCUAUUCCUGGGUGCCCCCCCAGAUAAGCUGACAUUGGAGGAGGCAAGGACAUACUGCCAGGAACGGGGGGCUGAGAUUGCCACCACGGGUCAGCUGUACGCAGCCUGGGAUGGUGGCCUGGACCGCUGCAGCCCAGGCUGGCUGGCUGACGGCAGUGUGCGCUACCCCAUCGUCACCCCCAGUCAGCGGUGUGGAGGAGGCCUGCCUGGCGUCAAGACCCUCUUCCUCUUUCCCAACCAGACUGGCUUCCCCAACAAGCACAGCCGCUUCAAUGUCUACUGCUUCAGAGACUCUGCCCAGCCCUCUGCCAUCCCUGAGACCUCACCCCCGGCCUCUGAUGGAUUGGAGGCUAUCGUCACCGUGACCGAGACCCUGGAGGAGCUGCAGCUGCCUCAGGACAGGGUGGAGAGCGAGUCUCGUGGGGCCAUCUACUCCAUUCCCAUCAUGGAGGAAGGAGGAGGCGGAAGCUCCACCCCUGAAGACCCUGCAGAGGCCCCUAGGACCCUCCUAGAAUUGGAAACCCAGUCUAUGGCACCUCCCAUGGGGUCCUCGGAAGAGGAAGACAAGUUGUUGGAGGAAGAAGAGAAAUACAAGGAGGAAGAUGGGGAGGAGGAAGAGGAGGAUGAGGCCUUGUGGUCCCGGCCGAGCGAGCUGGGCAACCUGGGCUCAGAGGCACCUCUCCCCACUGACCCUGCUCUGGAGCAGUCACCAUCCCAGGUCUCUCCACCAGCGAGGGUGAUCCCACAGGCUGGUGCACCGCCACAACCUGGUGCGGGGUCAGAGGCUCCCAGGCUCCCGAAGGUCCGUGGGCCACUCACUGAGACCUGGCCUACUCCCAGGUGGGAACUGGCGUCCCCACCACCUUCCACACCAUUUGGGGCAAGAGAGGUGGGGGAAGAGACUGGAGGCCCUGAGCUGUUUGAGACCCCCCGAGGAGAGAGUGAGGAGACAGGGAGCUCCGAAGAGGCCCCUUCCCUGCUUCCAGCCACACGGGUUCCCGAGGCCCCCUAUGAAGACAAUUCCGGAAGAACUGCCCUGGCAGGGACCUCAGUGCCAGCUCAGCCAGUGCUGCCCACUGACAGCGGCAGCCGAGGUGGAGUGGCCGUGGCCCCUGCAUCAGGUGACUGUGUCCCCAGCCCCUGCCGCAAUGGUGGGACAUGCUUGGAGGAAGAGGAAGGGGUCCGCUGCCUGUGUUUGCCUGGCUACGGCGGGGAGCUGUGCGAGUUUGGCCUCCGCUUCUGCAGCCCCGGCUGGGAUGCCUUCCAGGGCGCCUGCUACAAGCACUUUUCCACCCGGAGGAGCUGGGAGGAGGCCGAGACCCAGUGCCGGCUGUACGGCGCGCACCUGGCCAGCGUCAGCACGCCGGAGGAACAGGACUUCAUCAACGAUCGAUACCGGGAGUACCAGUGGAUCGGGCUAAACGACAGGACCAUCGAAGGCGACUUCCUGUGGUCGGAUGGGGUCCCUCUGCUCUACGAGAACUGGAACCCCGGGCAGCCUGACAGCUACUUCCUGUCUGGAGAGAACUGCGUGGUCAUGGUGUGGCAUGACCAGGGACAGUGGAGCGACGUGCCCUGCAACUACCACCUGUCCUACACCUGCAAGAUGGGGCUGGUGUCCUGCGGACCCCCACCAGAUCUACCCCUGGCUCAAGUGUUUGGCCGCCCACGUUUGCGAUAUGAGGUAGACACAGUGCUUCGAUACCGGUGCCGGAAGGGUCUCACCCAGCGAAACCUGCCCCUGAUCCGCUGCCUGGAGAAUGGUCACUGGGAGCCUCCGCAGAUUGCCUGUGUGCCCCAAAGGCCUGCCCGAGCCCUGCGCCCAGUGAAGGCCCCUGGAAGUUCCCCGGAGUGGCUGCUGGAACACAGAAAGGCCCUACUGCCUCAUCCUUCCAGCCCUAAUUCAGGCCCACAGGGGGCAAGGCCUUGAACACUGCUGUGCCCCAGCACUGUCCUCUCACCUACCCAACCCUCCCUUGUGGCACAAUGUUACACAGUAACAGAGGCGGAGCUUGGGUCCAGGUGACAGUGCCUCUUCAUCUUCAUAGAAACACCUGGUUUACUCAGCCCAGCCACCCCCCUCCCACCCUUGCCCUCAGGUUUUUCCCUCAGGGCAACGGGUAAGUCCCUAAGUGCCUCGACUGCUCUCUCUGGAUGCCAGCACGCCUGUCCUCUCCACUCCCCCAAGGGGGCACUGUGACCACGGAGUCUGGGUUUCCAAGAGCAUGAGAUUGCUGGAUGGAGCACUUUUAAACCAGCAGGAAAUAAAACUGGGCUUGAGCCCUGAAAGUUU